CGCGUGACUAUAAGGCUGGCCCCUGCCUCUUUCUGCGGGGUGUCCUGGUCCUCUCCAGGAAAUACCACUGGAUCUGACGUGUGGGCCUCGUGCUGGUCGCUACCUUCUUUCGCUCUGGCUCUGAGGCUGAGAGCUUUCGCGGAAUCCGGCGCUUGGGGCGCUGUGUAGUACAAGCUGUCGCGGUGACUUGGCCCUGGAACCCGACUAGGCCACCGUACCCAUCAGACGCCCCAGUUCUGAGUCGUCCAACGCGUCUCGCUCCGUUCUUGCGGUCUGCUCGGCCCUGCCGGUAGCGGUUGCUCUCUUGUCUCCCAGCCGCAGUGAGGAUUCGCGAGACGCUAUUUGAUCCUCAGCGUGCUUACCGGGUGUCUCGCUCUGCUACCUUUGGAGUCUUUCACUAGAUGUCUCCACCACCCACCGGCACCUGCUGACCUACACUCCAGGGAGGCGUUCGGUCUUAAUUCCUCCUUUGCCCUUGGUGCUAUCAUCUGGGCCUCCACAGAUUGAACAAUCUGAUAUACUUCAGGCACCAGUAUACCUGGUUGCUUUAUGGUCCUUUUUAUACAGACUCUGUAAAUACUUUUUCUAACCACCCAGUUUGAAUUUUCACCUGAACCUAGUUGACAUGGCCGUGACCUCCUCUCCUGGACUAGAGAAUCCCUGUUCACUUCGACCCAGUGCAAGUGUCUCUUUUCCUGUGAAACUUCUCUGACCCAUUCAGUCAUUGUUGCUUACUUUCCCCACUUGUGCCCUCACACAAUCAAGUACAUAGCUCUUAUAUAAUUCUUGAUCCACAUUUGUCUUCCGUACUAGACCAAAUUCCUUAAUGGCUCAGGAAUAUUUUCUUUUAUCCAUGCACUCCCAGUUCCUGGCAUGUAGUGCAUGUUCAACAAAUUAUUAAGUGACCUAAUGUAACUACUCACCUCCCUGUCUUCACUAACUGGAAGAGCCCUCUUUCGAUUCUCAAUCAGUGUUCGAAAUCCCAUUCUUUCAAUUACUCUGUGUGUGUAUUUAUUUUCCCUGCUCCAUUCCUGUCAGCUAAAAUAUAUUUUAGCUAAAUAUCCUAAAUUCUCCCUGACUGUCUUCUACCUGCUACCCUGGCUUUUUCCUUUACAGCCAAGCUCCCCAAAAGCAAAGUCUACAAAUUCUGUCCAUUUGUUCAUUUCCCAUUCAUUGUUUAAUCCACUGCAAUCUAGCCCUCAGCUACACUACUUCAAUGAAAUUGCUCUUAUUCGAAGCAUCAAUUAAAUACCAGUUGAAUGGACUCUUCCUAUUCCUCAUACCACUUCUCUCUGUUGUACUUUACCUCUUUCACUUCUUUAUAGAAAUUCUUGCCUUCUUCCUGUCUCUCUGGCCACUUCACAGCCUUUUCAGGUUCUUCUAAUUUUAUGCACCAUUCAAGUGGUGAUAUUUUUCACCCUCCGGUUCUUGCUCUUUAUCUUUUCACAAUACACAGUCUUCUUGGGCGAAUUUAUUUUGGGUGGCUUCAAUUCACAAUGUUACUGCUGAGCUCCACACUCAUGUGUUUACUUAAUUUCUGAUUAUUAUUCCUUGGACAUUCUACAGACAAACUAGGUAAACAUAUUCAAAGACUUCAAUUUUCCUUUCUCACUGGUGCCUUCUCCUUUAUACUGUAUCUUGGUGAGUGGUGCUCAUGUCCACUUAGAUAGUGAUGUCAUGGACACCUGAAAAUUGUUCCCAAGCCUUCUUUUCCUCUAAUACACUGUCACCAUAUCCGUUUGUUCUCUAUCUCAGAUUUGCUUCCUCCUUUCAAGCCCCCAUGACACUGCCUUCAUUAAGACCCUCAUCAUGUCUCUUAUCCUGAGUUCAGCAUCCUCCUGUGGCACCCUGCUUGCAUUCUAACCCUCCUCCAGUCCCUUCAUCCUUCACACCUCUGCCAGGUUAAUCUUCCCAAAACAUAACUUUCAUCCUUUCACUUACUUGAUCAAAAAGUUGGAUAGCUCCCUAUUACCUACAGAAAGGCCUAUGUACCUUUCCAAACCAACCUCAGCUUUUCCUCUUAUAGCAGCUUUCUACUGUAGCCAAACUUGGUACAUCCAUUCUACCUUUUUGCCUGUGCUGGUGCCAUUUCUCAUGCCUAUACUGCUCAUCUUAUUCCUGAACAGAUAUCCUGAAUCUCCCUCAACGUUUAGGGCCCACCUUAUAUUCUGCUUCUUCCCAGAACACUCCAGUCCAGAGUGAUAAUAGCCAAAUACACCUUGCAAUCUUACAAAUUGCCUCUGCCUGAGAGGUCAACACUACCAGCUCCAUUUUAUGAAUGAGAAUGAAAGAAUUGAGGCACAGAAGUUUGAAUGACUUACCGGUGGCUACAGAGCUGCCAAGAUACAGAGCCUGGGCCUACCUAGCCUUUAGUCUUCUCUUUCCAGAUCUGCUUUUACCUCAGUGACCACUCCCUCUCUGACCUCACAGUAUUAUGGUCUUCAUCACUCCUUCAGUCCUCAAUCACAUACUACCUGUGGCCAGCAGAAACAGGGGUCUUGAGAGUCGGGGGAAAGGUCCAAGAAGAGAUCACCCUGUAUUUGACAUUGAAGUUGGCCAGGAAGUGCACAAGGGAUGAACCGAGCUACCUGGAAACUACCCUUGGGAACAUGGUCUGUGAAUGGAGGCAGUGGAGCUUGCUCGCUCUGCACGCUGCUUCACACCUGAGGAGGUCGUUGCAAGAGCCCCGGUCCUGGGCACGGUCAUGGGCAUGGGGUCAGAUAUGGGUAUGAGCUUUAUGGGGCUGCCACUAGUUGACCAGAAACACAAGAGUGGUCAUAAGGAGCCCGUGGUACCGGCCUGUUCAUUGUGCCGACAGAACCUGCAGGCUGUCGGUGCCUGACUCCUACCCUGCCAGCAUUUGCUCUGUAAGGACUGCUUCCAGGGCUUGAUCCAGGAGCUGAGGCAGGUUGCCAAGGCUUGUGGGACUGUCUCAGAUGAGCUCAUCUCCUGUCCUGGGUGUAAGCAAGCGGACCUCACCAGGGAUGUAACUGAGCGUUUUUUUCUGCAGUGCUUUUCUACUGGGCAAUCCAAGAUGGCCAGGAACUGCUCCGAGUGCAAGGAGAAGAGGGCAGCACACAUCCUCUGCACCUACUGCAACCGCUGGCUGUGCAGCUCCUGCACAGAGGAGCACCGGCACGGCCCAGCCCCCGGGGGCCCGCUCUUUCCCCGGGCCCAGAAGGGCCCGCCAGGAGUGACUGGUGGUUCUGGGGACUUCGCCUUGUACUGUCCUCUACACACACAAGAAGUGCUCAAGCUAUUCUGUGAGACUUGUGAUGUUCUAACAUGCCAUAGCUGCCUCAUGGUGGAACACAAAGAACAUAGGUGUAGACAUCUUGAAGAAGUUUUGCAAAACCAGAGGAUGCUUCUGGAAAGUGUGACUACACAGGUGGCUCAUAAGAAAUCUAAUCUACAGACCUCUGCAAAGCAAAUUGAGGACAGGAUUUUUGAAGUGAAGCAUCAACACAGGAAGGUGGAAAACCAGAUCAAAAUGGCCAAGAUGGUUUUGAUGAAUGAGCUGAACAAACAGGCCAAUGGGCUCAUAGAGGAGUUGGAGGGCAUUACUAAUGAGAGAAAGCGGAAGCUGGAGCAACAGCUACAGAGCAUCAUGGUUCUCAACCGCCAGUUUGAACAUGUGCAGAACUUCAUCAAUUGGGCUGUCUGCAGCAAAACCAGUGUCCCUUUCCUGUUCAGCAAAGAGCUGAUUGUGUUUCAGAUGCAGCGAUUGCUGGAGACAAACUGUAACACAGAUCCUGGCUCCCCUUGGAGUAUCAGAUUCACCUGGGAGCCUAACUUCUGGACCAAGCAACUGGCUUCCCUUGGCUGUAUAACUACUGAAGGUGGACAGCUGUCCCGGGCAGAGACUCCUGCUUAUGGAGGCUUACAGGGACCGCCAUCCUUUUAUCAAAGCCAUCAGUCCCCAGUGGCACAGCAAGAGACUCUCAGCCACCCCUCACAUAAGUUCCAGUCUCCAGCACUGUGUUCCCCAUCUGUGUGCUGCUCCCACUGCUCCCCAGUCUCGCCCUCCCUCAAAGGUCAGGUCCCCCCACCUGGCAUACACUCAGCUCACAGCUUCAGGCAACCCUCUGAGAUGGCACCCCAACAACUGGGGUCUCUGCAGUGCCCUGCCCUGCUGCCCAGGGAGAAAGAGCUGGCUUGUAAUCCUCAGCCACCAAAACUGAUGCAGCCCUGGCUGGAAACGCAGUCCCCUGUGGAGCAGGAGAACUCGUCUCAGCGGCCGGGGCAGCAGCUGACUUCCCAGCCAGUGUGCAUCGUGCCCCCGCAGGAUGUUCAGCAAGGAGCCCAUGCCCAGCCCCCCUUACAGACCCCCUCCAUCCAAGUCCAGUUUGGCCACCACCAGAAGCUGAAGCUCAGCCACUUUCAGCAGCAGCCACAGCAGCAGCUGCCACCUCUGCCGCCUCCACCGCCCCCACCCCAGCAGGCACCGCCGCCACCUCUACCUCCAUCCCAGCACCUGGCUUCUAGUCAGCAUGGAAGCCCGCCUGGGCCUGCCUGCUCCCAGAACAUGGAUAUAAUGCACCACAAAUUUGAGCUGGAGGAGAUGCAGAAGGACCUGGAGCUUCUCCUUCAGGCUCAGCAGCCCAGCCUGCAGCUGAAUCAGACCAAAUCUCCUCAGCACCUUCAGCAAACCAUUGUGGGGCAGAUCAACUACAUUGUGAGGCAGCCAGCACCCAUCCAGUCCCAGAGCCAGGAGGAUGCCGUGCAGGCUUCAGAUGAGCCCCCAGCAUCUGAAGGUCCAAAGCCAGCUCUCCCUCUUGACAAGAAUACUGCUGCUAACUUGCCCCAGGCGUCUGGGGAAGAAACCCCUCCCAGUGUCCCCCCACUGGACAACACCAUCCAGCACUCCUCUCCAAAUGUGGUGAGAAAGCACUCCACUUCGGUGAGCAUCAUGGGCUUUUCCAACACACUGGAGAUGGAGCUGUCAUCUACCAGGCUGGCAAGGACCUUAGAGCCACAGAUCCAGAGCGUGAGCAGCCUGCCUGCCGCCCCUUCCCACAUGGUACCAAGCCUGCUGAGCAGCACCCCCACAACUGUGUCCAGCCUGAUGAGCAGCCAAAACCAGGCUAUGCCCAGCCUGACAGUGGGUCAUCUGCCGACCAUACCCAGCCUUGUGCGCGGCACACCCCAGUCCGUGCCCAGCCUGAUGAGUGAUUCCUCCCAGGCCAUCACAAGCCUAGCAAGUGAUCAGUCACAGGCCAGGCCCAACCUGAUGUCUGGUCCCACCCAGGCUAUGCCAAGUCUGGCGACUUGUCCUCUGCAGAGCAUGCCUCCAGCUUCUGACGCGCAACCAGAAAGUGGAUCCAGCUGCAGUCCUGGCUCUGGGCGAGCUGUAGGGAGCCUGUGCCCUGGAGAUGGGGCUGACCCCUCUCUCGGGAAUGCCCUGUGUAAGAUGGAAAGUGAGGAUUCUACCCGCUUCACUGACUCUCUGAGACAAGACUCCACAACCCCUGGUCUGGAUGCUUCCAAGGAUUUGGCUAUCCCUUCAGAACUAGAGGAGCCAAUUAACCUCUCUGUGAAGAAACCCCCACUGGUCCCAGUGAUCAACACAUCCAUGGCUCUGCAACAGUACCGGAACCCAAAAGAGUAUGAGAAUUUUAAACAAGGAGCCCUGGAAUUGGAUACAAAAGGGAACCAGAGUAUCAGGCCCUUCAACAGCGAGCCUAAGAUUCCCUAUGUGCGACUGGAGCGGCUCAAGAUCUGUGCUGCCUCCUCGGGAGAGAUGCCUGUGUUCAAGUUGAAGCCCCAGAAGAAUGAGCAGGAUGGGAGCUUCCUGCUGAUCAUCGAGUGUGGCACUGAGUCCUCCAGCAUGUCUAUUAAGGUCAGCCAGAACAACAUGCCUGAUGCCAUCCAGGCCCCAAGUCUGGGGGGAAGAAAGGUCACUGUCACUUCUCUGGCGGGGCAGCAGCCACCAGAGGGGGAGGGUGCAUCUCCUGAAGAACAAAGACUCAUUCCUCGGACCCCUGGAGCCAAGAAGGGGCCCCCUGUACCAAUAGAGAAUGAGGACUUCUGCGCUGUGUGCCUCAAUGGGGGAGAGUUGCUGUGCUGCGAUCGCUGCCCCAAAGUGUUCCACCUUUCCUGCCACUUGCCGGCCCUGCUCAGCUUCCCCGGGGGAGACUGGGUAUGUACCUUGUGCCGCAGCCUGACCCAGCCCGAGAUGGAGUACGACUGUGAGAAUGCUCGCUAUAAUCAGCCUGGAAUGCGGGCCACUCCUGGCCUGAGCAUCUAUGACCAGAAGAAGUGUGAAAAGCUGGUACUGUCCUUGUGCUGCCAUAGCCUCAGCCUGCCCUUCCAUGAACCUGUCAGCCCGCUGGCUCGGCAUUACUACCAGAUUAUCAAGAGGCCCAUGGACCUGUCAAUCAUUCGGAGGAAGCUGCAAAAGAAGGACCCAGCUCACUACACCACCCCAGAGGAGGUGGUGUCAGACGUCCGCCUCAUGUUCUGGAACUGUGCGAAGUUCAAUUAUCCCGACUCAGAGGUUGCAGAGGCCGGCCGCUGCCUGGAAGUGUUCUUUGAGGGCUGGUUGAAGGAGAUCUACCCGGAGAAACGGUUUGCCCAGCCAAGGCAGGAGGACUCAGACUCCGAGGAGGUGUCAAGCGAGAGUGGGUAUUCCACUCCGCAGGGUUUCCCAUGGCCCCCCUACGUGCAGGAGGGCAUCCAACCCAAGAGGCGGCGGCGACAUAUGGAGAAUGAAAGAGCAAAAAGAAUGUCGUUCCGCCUGGCCAGCAGCAUCUCCCAGGUGUGAGAGCUGGUGGUACAGCAAGCACUCUGGCAGCUGGCGCCCCAUCCUGUUGACCACUCCUCCUCACCUUUCAGCUCAUUCUCUUCAGAUCGUGGAUGUGAGACAAGUUUUGUCGAGCUGUGUAGUGCUCUUUGCCGUUUGCAUCUUACAACAUUCAUUUGGGAGCCAUAGUGCAUCCACUACAGAGAAGAUUUCAGUAAUAAACAGCAAAGAGGGAGGUGUUCCCUAUUACCAGAAAAA
Messenger RNA from Panthera uncia (snow leopard), 7000 nucleotides. It is a transcript of the gene TRIM66, whose product is annotated as tripartite motif containing 66. The coding region runs from base 3035 to 6763 and encodes 1242 amino acids. Gene Ontology annotation, molecular function: protein binding; zinc ion binding. The record is from RefSeq and is a predicted model, not a curated record. NCBI's taxonomy places the organism in Eukaryota, Metazoa, Chordata, Mammalia, Carnivora, Felidae. The transcript has 21 exons.